AAAGCGACGACAACCUCGUCACCACGAAGUACUCCCUACCAAGAAACUAGUCGCGCACACAAAAGAUUCCUUCUUCAUUACUUAUUGCCGGUCAAUAUGGUCAAGGAAACUAAACUUUACGAAGCACUAGGUAUAUCGGAAUCAGCGACGCAAGACGAGAUCAAGAAAGCAUAUCGGAAAGCGGCGCUGAAGUGGCAUCCCGACAAGAACAAGGACAACCCGCAAGCCUCGGAGAAGUUUAAAGAAUGCUCACAGGCUUACGAGAUCCUUUCCGACCCCGAGAAGCGUAAGACCUACGAUCAAUAUGGCCUAGAGUUCCUACUACGCGGCGGCGUACCACAAGAGGAUGCCGGCGGCCCUGGAGGCAAUCCAUUUGCAGGCGCAGGAGGCCCCGGAGGAUUCCCUUUCACAUCAUCUGGUGGCAUGCCUGGCGGCACACGAACAUUCCAUUUCUCAACAGGCGGCGGCGGCGGAAACGGCUUCAACUUCUCAAAUGCCGACGACAUCUUUGGCGAAUUCAUGCGCAAUAGCGCCGGCGGCGGUGGCGGCGGUGAUGAUUUCGAUUUUGGCGGCUUUGGCAUGGGCGGGAUGCCUGGCGGAAUGGGCGGAAUGCCUGGUAUGGGUGGUAUGGGCGGAGGUGCCGGUGGAAAAGGCGGUAGAUUCCGAGGCGGCCGACGAGCACCAGAGCCUGAAGUCACAGUCGUUGAGAAACCACUGGCAGUCAGCUUGGAAGAGCUUUACAACGGUACCACUAAGAAGCUCAAGAUCAAGCGCAAGACAUACGACCAAAGCACAGGCAAGCAGAGCACUCAAGAUCGGAUCCUCGAAGUACCGAUCAAGAAGGGUUUGAAGCCGGGAAGCAAGAUCAAGUUCUCAGAUGUUGGCGACCAAGUCGAGGGUGGAACACAGGACUUGCAUUUCAUUGUUUCCGAGAAACCCCACGCAAUGUUUACACGCGAAGGCGAUGAUAUCAAGCAUAUCAUUGAACUCGACCUCAAAGAAGCUCUCACGGGCUGGCGCCGGACUGUACAAACCAUCGACGGUAAACAACUCAGCGUCGGCAGUGGCGGUCCCACCGGCCCCAACUGGACAGAAAGAUACCCCAACUUGGGUAUGCCCAAAUCCAAGAAGCCAGCAGAGCGCGGAGACUUCAUUGUUGGUGUCAAGAUCAAGUUCCCUACGAGUUUGACAAGUGCACAGAAGGAGAAAUUGAAGGAAAUUCUAUAGGACAGCCGGAAUGUCGGCAUUCUGAUUCUCGUACAUCUUUUUCCUUUUCUUAAUUUUGCUUGGGAUUAUACAGCUCAAACUGAGCAAGGGGCGCUGUGUGGAGUUUUCAUACCUUUUUUACGUCCUGGAGGAAAGCGCCCAGAGAAAAUGCAUACUGGUGCAGAAAUGGGAGGAUAAAUUACGAAGUCACGCGUCUAUGAUAGACGAAUAUAUGAAUUGCAUUCUGAUAUGCACCUUUUCUUCUGGUUGAGUCUCUGAAUAGUCAAUGUUAGGAUGUGC
This is a messenger RNA of Bipolaris sorokiniana ND90Pr, 1506 nucleotides long. RefSeq lists its product as uncharacterized. Gene Ontology annotation, biological process: translational initiation. The coding region runs from base 97 to 1227 and encodes 376 amino acids. Gene Ontology annotation, molecular function: protein-folding chaperone binding. The record is from RefSeq and is a predicted model, not a curated record. Gene Ontology annotation, cellular component: cytosol. Lineage: Eukaryota; Fungi; Ascomycota; Dothideomycetes; Pleosporales; Pleosporaceae. The transcript is spliced from 4 exons.